CGCAGGACCAGGCUGCUCUCAGAUGGAGUACCGGGGCUCCGGGAGCUCAGGGCGCAUCACGGACCGGGAGUGAGUGAAGCUGGUGGAUGGACGCUGCUCCCCGGUUCAAGCUGCUCACAGCACGGCCAUGACGGGCAGACACGAGCCAGACCUGCAUGAGCAGCAGAGAGGACCAAAGGAGGACGAGGGGGAGGAAGAGGAGGAAGAGGAGGAGGAGGGGGAGAAGGUGCGUGUGUCAGUUCAGGGCGAGGAGAGGGAGCAGGAAGAGGACGAGGCGGAGCUGCCGUACCCGUCUCUAGCGCCAGUGGUUCUUUUGGCUCUGACCCAGACCAGCCCACCCCGGUCCUGGUGCCUUCGAGCCGUCUGUCACCCAUGGUUUGAGCGUGUGAGCAUAUUGGCCAUCCUGCUGAACUGUGUGACUCUAGGGAUGUUCCAACCUUGUGACCACACUCCCUCCUUGCUGCAGGCUCUGGAUGACGGGAUCUUUGUGUUCUUUGCCGGGGAAAUGCUGGUGAAGAUGGUUGCUCUCGGGGUCGUAGGUCAGAGCGGUUACCUAGGUGACACAUGGAACAGACUGGACUUCUUCAUUGUCAUAGUGGGAAUGUUGGAGUACUCUCUUGACGGACACAACGUCAGCCUAUCAGCGAUCAGGACCGUCCGGGUUCUCCGCCCGCUCAGAGCCAUCAACAGAGUGCCCAGUAUGCGUAUCCUGGUGACCCUGCUCCUCGACACGCUGCCCAUGCUGGGCAAUGUGCUGGCGCUGUGCUUCUUUGUCUUCUUCAUCUUCGGCAUCGUUGGGGUGCAGCUGUGGGCGGGACUACUGAGGAACCGCUGUUUCCUGGGAGAGGAUGUCAAGAUGAGAUACAACAUGUCCUUCCUGAGUGGCUACUAUCGGCCGGAUGGCUCGGAUGAACACCCCUUCAUCUGCUCCACCGAACGAGAAAACGGCAUGCUUCGUUGCUCUGAUGUGCCUCGCCGCCGCAUAGGCAGGACGCCCUGCCUCCUGGGUGUUGAGGACGCCCAUUCAGAGAUGGGACUGUCAGUAGAUGAACCGGGGGCCUGCGUGAACUGGUUCCAGUAUUACAACGAGUGUCGAGCCGGGGAAGUGAACCCACACAAAGGAGCUAUUAACUUUGAUAAUAUUGGAUAUGCAUGGAUUGCCAUCUUCCAGGUGAUCACGCUGGAAGGAUGGGUCGACAUCAUGUACUAUGUCAUGGAUGCACACUCCUUCUACAACUUCAUUUACUUCAUCUUCCUCAUAAUAGUGGGCUCCUUCUUCAUGAUCAACCUGUGCCUGGUCGUCAUAGCAACCCAGUUUUCAGAAACAAAGCAGAGGGAACACGCCUUAAUGAAAUCAGAGCAGCGUGCCCGCCAGCUCCACCAAUCGGCCUCGACACUGGCCAGCGACAGCCAACCGGGAAGCUGCUACGAGGAGAUCAUCCGUUACCUGGCGCACCUGGGCCGCAAGGCAUGGCGCAGGCUGUCCCGCUGCUACACGCAGAGGCUCACACGCUGCCGCUGCGUGUGUGUUUGCCACAGAGACAGAGGCGGUGGAUCUGCCAGAGGGAGCGGAGUCGGGGAGGUGAACGGCCUCGCCCACCGGCACUCAGGCCACGCCCCCAACGACCUCUCACACCUUCAUCAGCUUUAUCACCAUUAUCAUCAUCAGCAUCAUCAUCAUCACCAUCAUCAUCCGCCUCAGGCUGAGCCUCCCGUCAGUAACGGAGGGCAUAUUUUUAACUACCCCAUCAUCUCGUCCCUCUUCAGUCACCUGGAUGCAAAGGGCCAGGGCCAGAAGAGACUGGUUGCCAUGGAGACGGUCAACAGACUGCCACAGCUGGUGCAGGAGCACGGUGUAUGUGCCGGGCAUCCAGCAUUACCGCUGCCAGGAGAAGUCCCAGGAGACUCCUCAGUUUGCCCAUAUUGCAUUUAUUAUAACCAACUUAGUGACAGUGAAAAUGCUAACGAGCUUCCUGAAGACGAGCAACACGGGUACAACAACUCUUGCCAUGGCAACAGCCCUUGUCACAGUAACAGUCCAUGCCACUGUAACAGCCCCUGCCGCAGUGACAGACAGAUGCCUGAGCCAAAGAAAAGGCUGUGUGAGCGCUGUUGGGCGGGACUACAAAACAAACUGGAGCUCAUUGUUGCAAGCAGAUACUUCAACAGAGGAAUCAUGAUUGCCAUCCUUAUCAACACACUGUCAAUGGGCAUAGAGUACCAUGAACAGCCUCAGGAGCUGACAGAUGUUUUGGAGAUCAGUAACAUGGUGUUCACCAGUCUGUUCAGUCUGGAGAUGCUGCUGAAGCUCAUGGCCCUUGGGCUCUUCGGCUACAUCAAGAACCCCUACAAUGGCUUCGACAGCAUCAUUGUCAUCAUCAGUGUGUGGGAGAUUGUGGGCGAGGCAGAGGGAGGCCUGUCGGUGCUGCGUACCUUCCGUCUGCUGAGAGUCCUGAAGCUGGUCCGCUUCCUCCCGGCGCUGAGGAGGCAGCUGGUGGUGCUGAUGAAGACCAUGGACAAUGUGGCCACCUUCUGCAUGCUGCUGAUGCUCUUCAUCUUCAUAUUUAGUAUCCUGGGCAUGCAUCUGUUUGGCUGUAAGUUCGGUCUGCGACAGGACACUGGAGACACUUUGCCUGACAGAAAAAACUUUGACUCUCUACUUUGGGCCACUGUGACCGUGUUCCAGAUCCUGACGCAGGAGGACUGGAACGCGGUGCUCUACAACGGCAUGGCCUCCACCACUCCCCUGGCCGCCCUCUACUUUGUCGCCCUCAUGACCUUUGGCAACUACGUCCUCUUCAACUUGCUGGUGGCCAUUUUGGUUGAGGGCUUUCAAGCCGAAGGUGAUGCCAACAGAUCUGAGACAGAUGAAGAAAGGCAGUCUCUAUCCUGUGAAGAGGAGGAGAAGUUUAGAGAGCUGUAUGCUGCAGAGCUCAAGAUCCAGGCCAUGAUGCUGAGCCCCAAUGGUCUUCUGAACCCCAGAGCCUCUAUGCCCCCCCCUCCUCCUCUGCCAGUCAUCACACACACCGCAGCCACGCCCACCAUCAACUCCAGCCAAUCACGUCGGGCCAGUGGCGCCUCCAUGGACAUUAACGGCUUGGAGCAGAGGUCACCGUCUCCAUGGGAAAGUGGACCGGAGAGUCGUCGCUCCAGUUGGACCAGUAUCGGUCGAGCGCCCAGCCUGCACAGGAAGAGCCAGUCGGGUGAAAUGGAGUCUCUGCUGUCCGACACGCACAUGAGCUCCAACCCCAGCAGCAGGGAGCAGUCACUGGACGAGUCUGAAUACCUGCAGGUGCCCGUGCUCCACCCCCCGGACUGUAAUGGCACCACCUUUCACCCCCCUGAUCACAGCUAUGAUGACUCUCCGCUUACGGCUCAUUACCAUGGCGAUCAGGAGGAGGAGGAAGAGCCUGAGGAGAGUUUAUAUAAAAAGCUGAAGAAGCUGCUGGAGCCGUAUAAGCCUCAGUGGUGCCUAGAACAUGAAGAAUGGUCGCUGUAUCUGUUUGCUCCACACAACUGGUUCAGGUUGUGGUGUCAGAGGGUCAUCACCCAUAAGAUGUUUGAUCACGUCAUCCUCGUCUUCAUCUUCCUCAACUGCAUCACCAUUGCAAUGGAGAGGCCUGACAUACAGUCAAACAGCAUGGAGCGGGUGUUCCUCAGUGUGUCCAAUUACAUCUUCACUGUGAUCUUCGUGGUUGAAAUGAUGAUCAAGGUGAUUGCUGUGGGCCUCUACUGUGGGAACAAUGUGUACCUGCAGAGCAGCUGGAAUGUUCUGGAUGGACUGCUGGUGUUUGUCUCUCUGGUGGACAUCCUGGUCUCCGUGGUGUCGGCGGGUGAAAACCGAAUCUUUGGCAUCCUCCGUGUGCUUCGUCUGCUCCGCACACUGCGACCGCUCAGGGUGAUAAGUCGAGCUCCGGGGUUGAAACUGGUGGUGGAGACUCUCAUCACGUCUCUCAGACCGAUUGGAAACAUCGUCCUCAUCUGCUGCGCUUUCUUCAUCGUGUUUGGGAUUCUGGGAGUCCAGUUGUUUAAAGGGAAGUUCUUCUACUGUGACGGUCUGGAUGUAAGCAGCAUUACCAAUAAAACCCAGUGUCUGGGGGCAGGGCAUCGCUGGGUUCGACGGAAGUACAACUUUGAUAACCUGGGACAGGCACUGAUGUCACUGUUUGUCCUGUCGUGUAAAGAUGGCUGGGUCAGCAUCAUGUAUGAUGGCCUGGAUGCUGUGGGAGUCGACCAGCAGCCGAUAAGGAACAACAACCCGUGGAUGCUGCUGUUCUUCAUCUCCUUCCUCCUCAUCGUCAGCUUCUUUGUUCUCAACAUGUUUGUGGGUGUGGUGGUGGAGAACUUCCACAAGUGUCGCCAGCAGCAGGAGGAGGAAGAGGCCAGGCUCAGGGAGGAGAAGCGGCAACGACGCUUGGAGAAGAGAAGGAGGAGGGCUCUGGAGAAACCGUAUUACGCAGACUACUCCCCAUUGCGUCGAUCCAUCCACACCCUGUGCACCAACCACUACCUUGACCUCUUCAUCACCAUCAUCAUCUUCACCAACCUCCUUACCAUGAGCAUGGAACACUACAACCAGCCUCAGUACCUUGAGGAGAUACUGAAAUACUGUAAUUACAUCUUCACGCUGGUUUUUGUCAUCGAGGCUGGCCUCAAACUCAUCGCCUUUGGCCUGCGACGCUUUUUUAAAGACAGGUGGAACCAGCUGGACCUCGCCAUUGUGUUGUUGUCCAUCAUGGGAAUCGCAUUAGAGGAGAUAGACCUGAAUGCCUCCUUGCCUAUAAACCCAACCAUCAUACGCAUUAUGCGAGUCCUGAGGAUAGCACGAGUGUUGAAGCUGUUGAAGAUGGCUACGGGAAUGAGAGCUCUGCUGGAUACGGUGAUGCAAGCUCUGCCUCAGGUGGGGAAUCUGGGUCUGCUCUUCAUGUUGCUGUUCUUCAUCUAUGCUGCUCUGGGAGUUGAGCUCUUUGGAAAACUGGAGUGUUCAGAGGAAAACCCAUGUGAGGGUCUUAGCCGCCACGCUACAUUUGACAACUUUGGCAUGGCUUUCCUCACUCUGUUUAGAGUCUCUACUGGGGAUAACUGGAAUGGUAUUAUGAAGGACACGCUGCGUGAGUGUCGAGCCGACGACCGCCACUGCCUGAGCUACCUGCCCUUCAUCUCUCCCAUCUACUUCGUCACCUUCGUCCUAACAGCUCAGUUUGUGCUGGUCAACGUGGUGGUGGCCGUUCUGAUGAAGCACCUGGAGGAGAGCAACAAGGAGGCACAGCUGGAGGAGCUGGAGGAGAAGAGAGAGAGGGAGGAGGCGGCCAAACGCCGCCUCAGUAACGCCUCCACAGGUGGAGAACAGGGGCCAAAUGUAGACACACCUGCACAGGUGCAGGUUGAGGAGGAGGAGAGUUCCCAUGGCAACCUGCUGAGUAUGGAAACCAUCCUCUCUCUCCCUAGCGACAGCUACAUUCAGCCACUCAGAUGCUCCCCUUGUCCUCCUAUUGGCCAUGAGGCCUACGCCAGCUACAGCUUUUCAGGCUCUGUGUCGUCGCUGUGCUCCAGCGGGGGCGGCUCGCUGCUGCAGGUUCCAGGAGCGUUGCCCUCCAUCAGCCAUGCUUCACUGGGGUCUGGACAAAGCUCAAGGCCCAUCAUACGGCUCAGCGCCUCCCAGAGCAUAGACAGGCACACCCUCUCUAGCGGGAGACACACCUCACACAGACUCAGCCCCGCCCACAGCAUAGAGGGACACAGGUUCAGCCCAGCCCAUGGCAUUAACAGACACAGACUGAGCUCUGCUCACAGUAUAGACGGAUACAGACUUAGCCCGGCACAUAACAUACGCAGACACAGACUCAGCUCAGCUCACAGUAUAGACGGAUACAGGCUUAGUCCACACAACAUAGACAGGUCUAAAUGUAGUUCUGCCCGCGGUGUAGAGAGACACUCCUCACUUAAACUGAGUGCCACCCACAGCGCUAACAGGCCCUCUCCUCAUUGGCUCAGUCCUGAGGACAGUUUAGAUAGAACCAAACUAAGCCCCUCCUAUAUUCCAGAAAGUUCAGUCCCACAGAGGCCUGGAUCCCUCCGCAUCGCCAGCAGACAGUUAAGGAGACAGGAGGCUGUGCGGUGUGACUCACUGGAUCAGAGCUGCAGUUCGGCUGAUGAUCUUGGGGAGUCUCACCUCUCUGUGCCCCCGGUCUCUGCCAGCCCCCAGCGCCAGCGCUCCUCCAGUGUACACACACUGAAAUCCUCGCUCCCUCAGAGGGUCAUCUCAUGUAGAGGCCACAGCCGGAGCCGCAGUGACGCCUCUGGACGAGAACUUGCACCUGAACAAACUGUUUACCAAAUGCAGGCGGAAACAGGCGCCGAGGUGCAGCCUGUCCCUGCCCAGAACAUGUCCAGUCUGCAGGUUCCCGCCCCUGAAGCAGCCCUCCCAGCCAGCCCGGGCUUCUUUACCUCCAGGGCGGCCAGCCCCGGCCCCAGCUCUGACCCUGGCCCCCAGCUGGAUGAUGCUGAUGAGGAAGUCAGCCGUAUUAACAGUUCUGUUCACACACACUCACAAACACAACUUUCUCCCGGCUCCUCGCACAACAGCAGACACCUUUCCCCCGGCCCCGGGGAGCACAGGAGCCGUCUCAGCCAAUCAGUGUCUCCGGUGUCAAGCAGGAACAGGAAGCAGAGGAUGAGCCCACCUCCAGGGGAGGAGCCAGUUACCAUGGCAACACAACUGAUGGACAGCACUAUUGAGCUGAGACGGCGGACCCUGUCUUUUGACGCCACAAGUCUCUCUCCCCACCCAGCAGAGGGAAGUUCUGUGGACGAUUGAACAAACCGGAUGUUGCUGGAUUGGCUGUUUUCUAAGGGGGAGGGGCUUAAUGUGUUGUUUCAACACAUUUGAGGGGCAGAAAUCACAAUUUGAAGGCGUGUGAAUACCUGUUUUCUGU
Molecule: messenger RNA, 6935 nt
Organism: Myripristis murdjan (pinecone soldierfish)
Lineage: Eukaryota; Metazoa; Chordata; Actinopteri; Holocentriformes; Holocentridae
Product: voltage-dependent T-type calcium channel subunit alpha-1H-like
Exons: 36
Coding region: 128-6817 (2229 amino acids)
Biological process (GO): positive regulation of calcium ion-dependent exocytosis; calcium ion transmembrane transport; calcium ion import
Cellular component (GO): plasma membrane; voltage-gated calcium channel complex; voltage-gated sodium channel complex
Molecular function (GO): low voltage-gated calcium channel activity; voltage-gated sodium channel activity
Source: RefSeq, a predicted model, not a curated record